This is a messenger RNA of Nasonia vitripennis (jewel wasp), 1422 nucleotides long. RefSeq lists its product as uncharacterized. NCBI's taxonomy places the organism in Eukaryota, Metazoa, Arthropoda, Insecta, Hymenoptera, Pteromalidae. The transcript has 5 exons. The coding region runs from base 339 to 977 and encodes 212 amino acids. The record is from RefSeq and is a predicted model, not a curated record.
AACACUGAAAAGAUAGGGACAUCUGUAGGAUAUCAUUUUACCGAUAUCUUUUCUGCGUCAUCUCAUGGAUAUCUUCAAGUUGUACUAAAUAAAGUUAUUGCGCCUCAAUUUAGAAGAUGUCUGAAAAUUUCUAAUCAAACACUAUCAAUCAUUUGAUGUCCAAUGGUUAUCGUUAAUUACGAUAUCGAUUAGGUGCCACGGGAAGUUUGCAAUAAGAUAUCGAAAACUUGAGAGACGUGAUAAAAUCAUAAUGAGAACGUUUGCGAUCGGCGAUCCCUUUUUUACUUAAAAGGAUUUCUAACCUCUCUAAGAGGCAACGCCAAAGAAAUGUAUCAAAAAUGUUGAAAAAUAGUAUUGAUAAAUUGAUCCGUAGCAAUAAUAAUCGAGAGAAAAAUGUUCUAAUAGAUGUAGCAAAUGUAAACAAUAUUAAUAACGAUUGUCCCAAUACUAGGAGUGCCGUAGAGAUACAUAACAAUGAUAACUGUGUAGUAGAUAUUUUGGGUAGUAAACAAAAUGAUCAACUUGUUAUAUAUAAUAAUGAUGUUAUUGAUAAUGUAAAUGAACCAUUCGAAAACGUAGAAGAUUUGGAUGACUUUGAUGAGAGGUUGGGAGAUCCUAGAGAAGCUGAUAUGGCUGAUCAAUUUGAAAAAUUAUUAGCUUCAAAAGGAGGAAAUACUCUUUCAAAAAUCGUGAGUAAAGCCAUGUCUGCUUUUAUAACAGACGUGCUGUGCAAAAAAAUAACAUGGACUGGAGUAAAAGAUACUUUAAAAGCUGAAAUUAUGAAUUUUCCUUCUAUAGUGAUAAAAGUUGUACGAAAACAAUUUGCUUGUAAAGAUUCAGAAACUGAAGAGCAAAUUAAAGAUUGGCUGCGGCGUCCAUCUGACCGUAUUGCACAAGCAGCGAAAACUCAACGUAAUAAAAUGAUGCGGCAGGAACGUAGACUACAAAGACGUGGAAAUCGUCAAAAUGAAAACUAAAAUGUCAGACUGAGAUUUUAAAUUAUAACUAUAUUUAACAUUAUUUUGAAAGUAUUGUGUUUAGUUCUGAGUUUAAAUUUGUUUUGAAUCGUAAAAGUGCUAUAAUAGAUUAGUACAAAAAUUUUAUUAUUUUUAAACUUAUACACGUCGAUUUCAUAUAAGUUUGUUUUUCAGUUGAUAUAAAUAUAAACUUUUAGUACUGAGAAAAAUGUGCGUACUAUAUAGAUUGUAACGUUAAAUAAUAUAAUACAAACGUGAUAUUAGAUGUAAACAGUAAAACUUUAUAGUCGAUCAAAACCAAAAAAUAUUACUUACAUCUAUAUAUUAUCAGCUUGGAUAAGAUGUACACAAAUUUUGAUAUAAGUUUUCAGAGUUAAUGUAAGAAAUUUUGUACAUUUUAUACUAAUUUAUUUAUAUUAAAUAAAGGUAAAAAUUCCUUGACAAA